GCGCUCACCCACUCACUCACUCACACCGAGGGACAGGCGACAAGAGCGGCCACAGGCUCUCAGGUAGCAAUAGCAAGAACAGACCCAGACUCGAUAACAGUACUAAGCUGUGGGUCACGGCCUUGAGGGACGCUGGUGAAAAUGGAGUUUCCGGACCUGGGGAAACACUGUUAUGAGAGUUCCUGCAAGCAACUCGAUUUCCUUCCAAUGAAGUGCGAUGCGUGUGGACAGAUCUUCUGCAAGGACCACGUCACCUAUGCACAGCACAAAUGUACUUCUGCGUAUAAAAAGGAUAUACAGGUUCCCGUGUGCCCACUCUGCAAUACACCAGUUCCUGUAAAAAGGGGAGAAAUGCCAGACAUUCGGGUUAGCGAACAUAUUGAUAGAGAGUGUAAAUCUGACCCAGCGCAGAAAAAACGCAAGAUUUUUACGAACAAGUGCUCGAAGAUAGGGUGCAAACAGAAAGAAAUGAUCAAGGUGACGUGUGGAAGCGUCUUUAUAACGUUCACGUGA
Messenger RNA from Callorhinchus milii (elephant shark), 513 nucleotides. RefSeq names its product zinc finger, AN1-type domain 2A. The record is from RefSeq and is a predicted model, not a curated record. The coding region runs from base 142 to 513 and encodes 123 amino acids. Lineage: Eukaryota; Metazoa; Chordata; Chondrichthyes; Chimaeriformes; Callorhinchidae. Gene Ontology annotation, cellular component: cytoplasm; endoplasmic reticulum. The transcript has 6 exons. Gene Ontology annotation, biological process: proteasome-mediated ubiquitin-dependent protein catabolic process; protein targeting to ER. Gene Ontology annotation, molecular function: zinc ion binding.